AUGUUGUUAAGGCACGUACUGGUGUUGGCCAGUGGAAUUGUUUGGCUCGUCGAAGCGUAUUUUACAGAAGACUUCAACCAGUGGCUCCUGGAAUUCUAUGGACCCGAUGUGCAAACUACGCUGAACAGGCCGGAUCUUGGCGAAGCAGGUUCUUUUGGUGGCAGACAGUUCCAUAAUCAGGUAAUAAAACGGCAACCGAUUAUUUUUGUUCACGGUGUCUCGAAUCGGGCCGGCGAUCAACCUCUCACUGGCGCCUUACGCUUCAAGUACGCUUAG
Molecule: messenger RNA, 276 nt
Organism: Gongylonema pulchrum
Lineage: Eukaryota; Metazoa; Nematoda; Chromadorea; Rhabditida; Gongylonematidae
Source: the annotation of a GenBank genome assembly